Molecule: messenger RNA, 4683 nt
Organism: Calliphora vicina (urban bluebottle blowfly)
Lineage: Eukaryota; Metazoa; Arthropoda; Insecta; Diptera; Calliphoridae
Gene: GAPcenA
Product: GTPase activating protein and centrosome-associated
Exons: 8
Coding region: 458-3904 (1148 amino acids)
Source: RefSeq, a predicted model, not a curated record
GAUCAAAGCCAGCAAAAGGAAUAGUGAAAAUAAGUUUGUAAUAAAAAAUUUCUAUACGUAAGAUUGAAAAUUUUACAAACCCCCCGAGGAGUUAAUUGAUUGUCACAUCAUACCCCACUUACAUACAAUUUUUUUUAUAUUAUAACUAAACACAAUAGUAGUGAAAAUAAUAAAAGAAACAUUAGGAAGGCGAGCGAUUCGUCAUCGAUUUACCAAAAGGUUGAAAAAAGGAAUACAUUUUUUUAAUUCCUCCUUAUCAUUCCCAUUAAUUAUUAUUAUUGUGGUACUAAAUACAACACAAUGAACAAAUAUUUAUUAAAUAUGUUACAAAUAAUACAAUUUGCAAAAUAAAAUAAUAUUAGAAUUUAAAAGUGAAGAAAAACGUAAAAUUUGCGAUAAGAAAAACUUCUCCUACCCUUCUUGAGACAUACAAAAUACUUAUUUGCCUUUUACGUUUAUGAACAUGGAUGAUAAUUUAAGUACGAAAUCCUCGGAAUCUUCUAUAACCACAAGUGGAGAAUAUGAAAUUGUUACCGAUAGUAACUUGACAACACCACUUGAUAUACAACCAUCAUUGGAUAUUGCUAAUAAUCGUAAUAUUUCGGAUAUACAAAAUGCUAUGACUGAUGCUCUCAAAGAGUUGGAAUCUGAUAAAGCAGGUGAAGGCAGUGGUGGUGGUGUUUCCAAUAAUACAAAUCUCAAAAACAAAACACUUACAUUGCCCUUAAUGGGCACAACAAGUCCAGCUUUGUUAGUACCACAGGAUAAAUCGACAGCACUACUAAUGAAAACUCAAACAAUACCACGUUUAGCUGUAAAAGAUGCCACAAAUACACCAACACCUAAAAGUGAUGAAUCGAAUUCAGAACUGAAUCGUGUUGGCCAGUCGGUGUUUUAUGAUUGUAUAGAUGCAAAUACUGGGAACAUGCCCACCACCAUGACGGUGAAACCAACCGCAGAUGCUGUUGAUUUGGAUGAGAAACAAGAUGUCAUGAAGCCAGAACGAAAUGAUACAGACGAGGAGAUUUCCGAAAUAGAUCAAGGUUGCACCAUAUUUUCUGGUGUCACGUAUUUGGGUGCAGCCAAUAUAAAUGCUCCGAAAUCCGAACUAGAUGUUUAUCGCAUAAUGAGUGAAUUAAAUAAUGGCACUGCUUCGAAUGGUCUCAAAAUUUCCAUCAGUAUACCCAAUUGUUCUGAUGGCUUGGUGGUGUUACAUGAUGCCGAUAGCAAUACAAUAAUAGCCACCUAUGAGAUUCAAAGUAUAAUUUUAUACUUUCGCGGACCAAUAGAAACAGUGGAACAUGGCUGUUUUGCUUUUACUUGGUUGCAUGGUGAUUCUCUAUUUCAGUGUCAUAUUUUUCGUUGCCAUAUACCCGAAGCUGUCAAUCAAGUUAGCGCCUGUUUCCAAAAGGCCUUCCAGACUUAUCCACCCAGUAUGACUUGCAGCCUUACCUCGGCAGUGGAUAGUAAUAUGAUGAAUUCCAUAACAUCGGAUAUAAGUGGAAAUCCUCUUAAUACGGCUGGCUAUGAAUUUUUAGUUUCUUUGGAGAUACGAGAAAAGGUGGCUAAAAACUCUUAUACGGCAGUGCCCCGUGAUCGCCAUUGCUUUAGGUUACGGGCCAAUACAGACAAAGAGGUUUACAUAACUGUAAAACAAACCCCCUCGACUGUAUUGCAACCCUUGUUAAUCGAGCGAUGCUUUGGAGUUUUAUUAAGUCCCGGAAAAUUGGUGAGACAAGCAGAUAUGCAAUUGAUUGAUAUGCUAACUAUGGGCUACAUACAACCGAAUGCAUCUGCUAGUACAAGUGCAAAUGUCAGCGGAAACGGUAGUACCAUUACGGCCACAGCUAAUGGGGAUGCUCCGGCACCUCUCACACCAUUAUGUUUAAAUGCCUACCAUAUUCGAGCGGAAUGGAAGGCUGGUGAAAAAGCAUUCGAACAAUUUAAUGUAGAAACUUCAAAAACUUUCUUAACCGUAGCAGUUGACAUUGUUAUACGCGGCAUACAGGAACCAGUAAGAUUUGUUAUGGAAACUCCUGUAUCUAUUCAUGCUGCUAGUGAAUUGCGCCUAAUGGAUCAUUUCAUUUCAAAGCGCCUCCCCAUGACUUUGCGUUUCUAUUUACAUUUAAAACGCACAACAGACGAAUAUAGUUGGAAAGUCAGCUCUAUUGAUCCCUCAGAAGAGAUUACAGAACCACCUCAACAGUCUACAUCUUCUUCAUAUUUACUUAAAUUUGGCAUGAAUAAUCUGUCGCGUAUAGUACGCUCAGCUUCGAUUGCAUCGAUUGAAGACGAAUGUCCCACUGAUCCAGAAGAUCUUUCAGAUGGCGAUGAGCCAUUAUUAAGUGGUACCGGGGAAGUUUCGAAAGAUUGCUCUCAAGACACUUUAGAUGAGUGGGAUCCGGUACUUAAAGAAUGGGAUGGCGAAAAAAGACCUAAAAAUCUAGCACCUUUAGUGCGUCUAGGAGUUCCGGAGGCAUUGCGUGAAAUGAUUUGGAAGAAAUUGGCUGGAGUUGAUACUAAAACUGAAAUGCUCGAUAUGUAUAAGAAUUUAAUAACCAAAGAAACCAAAUGUGAAACUGUUAUACAGCGCGAUAUACACCGAACAUUUCCCGCACAUAAAUGCUUCAAAGAAAGUGGUGGAUCAGGUCAAGAUGCGCUUUUCAAAGUAUCCAAAGCAUAUGCUGUAUAUGACAGUGAAGUUGGCUACUGUCAAGGUUUAAGUUUUAUAGCUGCUAGUUUAUUGCUACAUAUGCCCGAAGAGGAUGCUUUUUGUGUUCUGGUAUCGCUCAUGUAUGACUACAGUCUACGUGAUCUUUAUAAACAGGGCUUUGAGGUCUUAUAUCUACGUCUGUAUCAACUGGAUCGUUUAAUCAAAGACCAUUUACCUAAACUCCACGAACAUUUUGUAAAUUGUGGCAUUGAAACUCAUAUGUAUGCCUCGCAAUGGCUGUUAACUCUAUUCACAGCUCGCUUUCCUUUAUGUUUUGUAUUCCACGUACUCGACGUGUUUCUUUUGGAUGGCAUUCCUCUGCUAUUUCAAGUUGCCCUCACUUUGCUAUCGAUAUGCGAAAAUGAUUUGCGCCAACUUGACUUUGAGGGCAUUUUGAAAUAUUUUCGCGUAACUUUACCCAAAAAAUGUCGCAGUUCUAGUCAAGCUAGACGUAUUAUGAAAAUGGCUUGUGAUCGUAAAAUUAAAAAGUUGAAACAAUACGAAGAUGAAUUUAUGCAAAAGAAACAGAACGAAGAACGUUUGGAGAAAGAGGCUCAAAUCUAUGAGAAUCGUUUUGGUGGCGAAAGGCGUAAACUUCAAGGGGAAAUUAAUGAUUUACAACAGAAGUUAGCAGAUGCAAAUGAACGUGCCAUUGAGAAGGAAAAGAAACAUACGGGCAUUAUACAGGACUACAAACAGAUCAUACAACGUUUGGAGCAGGAUAUGACAACACUGAAUGAGACUUUGGGAACAGUGAUGACCACAGUAUCCAAGUGUCAAAAUUGUUCUCAACACAUUGAACAGGAUAACCAUGCAAACAGUGUGACAACAUCUACCAAUGAUAAUAUGUCCCUAAUAAAUAGUAAUGCAAACGAGGCACCAUUAGGACCUCUAGAUCCAUUACAUUCAGCCCAUCAUCGUAUACGAGAGUUAGAAUUAGAAUUGGCACAGGCCAAAUUGGCACAAGUAGAGGCAGAAUGUAAAAAUCAAGAUUUAAAUCAUCAACUAAGUACCACUAUAACCGAAAUGCAAUCAAAUCGUAACAGCUGGCAGCCAUGGUUCUCGAAAACUUUGAAUACGUUACAAGAAAAGGUCUCAACGCGAGGCAAUCGGGAUGCGCAACCAACAGCCACAUUUCAAUCGUAUACAGGAAGUGAAUCGAAUUCGCCAUCAGGUCAUCAGGUAUCUUAAUUAAACAAAAACAAACCCAACAUCCCCAAAAGCUAUCAACCGUCCUUUCGUGCAUCAUAACCACAUCACAUACAAAAACUCUCUUUGAAAAAGUUUUUUUUUUUAGUUUUAUUUGUUAAUUUUUUUCUGGGCACUUGCUAUUUUUAUUAUAAUUUGAAAAACGUUUGGAAUCGAUGCUGUUGAUAAGCGUAAUAAUUUAUAAUUUAAGUUAGGAAAACAACUCUGAAUUUCAAUUUAAUUUCAAAAUUAUUUAAUAACAAUUUCUAUACGAAAAUCGUAAAAUUUUCAAGUUCAGAAUACGGUGUUGUUAAAAUGAAUUAAAUUUUUAUAAAAUAUUUUAUGUUCUAAUAAAUUUAUAAAAAUUAAUUGAAAAGUUUUAAAACUUUUUUAAAAAUAACUACAUAAUAAUUGAACAUAAUAAAUAUUAAGAAACUUUUAAAUUAAAAAAAAAUAACAUUUCGAAUAAUAAAAUUAUUAGUGAAUUAUAUAAUUUGUUAAAAUACAGUAUAUUAAUUAUGUUGAAUUUUCAAAUAUCCAAACGUUUUUCUAAAUACAUAUUUAACUUAUCUUUUAUUCCCACAUUUCACCAUGACAAUAUUAUUAUAAAUUUGUUUAAGUUUUUUUCUUCUAUUAUUUAAGUUGUGUUUAUAUAAAUAUAUAUAUUAUAUUCCUUAUAGUUUUUCUAGCUUUGUAAUCAUUUUUCUUUGUUUAACAUUGAAAUAUGCUUUAUUAAAACAAAAAUGAAAUAAAAACAAUUAUAAUUGUUACCAUGACCAGUA